This is a messenger RNA of Orussus abietinus, 852 nucleotides long. RefSeq names its product rRNA-processing protein UTP23 homolog. The record is from RefSeq and is a predicted model, not a curated record. NCBI's taxonomy places the organism in Eukaryota, Metazoa, Arthropoda, Insecta, Hymenoptera, Orussidae. Gene Ontology annotation, cellular component: small-subunit processome; nucleolus. The coding region runs from base 26 to 784 and encodes 252 amino acids. Gene Ontology annotation, molecular function: small ribosomal subunit rRNA binding. The transcript has 3 exons.
UUUUGGGGAGAGUAAAUCAUAAAUAAUGAAAAUUUCGAGGUUGAAGAAGGUUCAGAAGAACUUGAAUUUUUACACGAACAACUAUAAAUUUCGACAACCGUACCAGGUUUUGGUGGACGGCACGUUUUCCUUCGCCGCUUUGGAGAAUAAAUUCAACAUAAAGGACCAGCUUCCUAAGUAUUUCCAAGCAGAGGUGAAGUUGUUAACUACGCAAUGUGUCAUCCUAGAAACGGAGAAGUUAGGGUCGAAGGUCUUUGGAGCAAUGCUGAUAAUAAAGCAAUUUCCGGUGCAUAAAUGUGGCCAUGAAAAGAACCCGACAUCAGGUUCCAAGUGCUUAUUGUCGAUGUUAAAGGUGGACAAUCCUUCAAGAUACCUAAUUGCCACGCAAGACCGUGAGCUUCAAGAUCGCGUGAGACAGAUAUCGGGCGUUCCACUUAUUUAUCUGCAUGGGAAAGCACCCACUUUGGAACCUCCAUCUCGAGUGACUAAAGAACACGCGGAGAAAGUUAGACAAGGCGUCGGGAUGAAUUCUUUCCAAGAUGAAAUUAUCAAGAGUCUAAAAGUUCAGUCCGGAUUAACAAAGGCCGACCCGCAACCUAAGAAAAAGAAGAAGAUCAAAGGCCCUAAUCCCCUGAGUUGCAAGAAAAAACAGAAAAAGACACUUGUCAGUCUAAGCACUAUCAAAGAAAGUGGAAAAAUCAGGAAACGAAAGAAGGUCAAAAUUCCAGCACACGUGAAGGAGGUUCUGAAAUCCGAACUGCCGAAAGCAGUUAAGACCAGCUAGAGAUGUAAAUACACGGACAUCCAUUUGUAAAUAUUGCAGAUAUUACUAAAUGACUUAUCUUAACAAGA